UCAGCUGGAGCGCACGCUGCUUUAUUAUCAUGUCUUAGUUUAAACAGCACGAGAGAUGCGCGUCUUCCUCCUAUCAAAACAGCAGCGUGUACUUAAAGAGUAGAGCUAGGCCUAUUUGUGGACAGUAAACGGAGCUGCACACCAGCCAGCAGUUUAUUUUGACGACUGUCUGACGUUAAUUUGGGAUUAAAAUGGUCAUCAAGGUUUACAUCGCCUCCUCAACAGGCUCUAUCGCGAUAAAAAAGCAUCAGCAGGCAGUCGUGGGUUUCCUGGAGGCCAAUCAGAUAUGCUUCCAGGAAGUAGAUAUCACCAUGCUAGAGGAGCAGCGGCUCUGGAUGUACCGUAACAUCCCCCGGGACAAACAGCCGGAGAAAGGCAAUCCACUGCCACCACAAAUCUUCAAUGAGGAUCACUACUGUGGGGACUAUGAAGACUUUUUCCAGUCAAAGGAGAACAACACUGUGUUUGCAUUCCUCGGGCUCAGUUCCAAACCCUCAGUGAAAGAUUCUGAGUCAUAAAUGAAGUUACUGGUAUGUGAAGUCAUGGGGAUAAGAGCUGCACCACUCCCUGUGUUACAUCGCCUCCUCUUCUCUUCCAUGUUCUUUCUGCGUGGAUGCCAGCAUGCUGCCAAACAUCACUCCACAUGGAUUUCACCUUGUAUGACCAAUCCUGACUCUUUAAACAAUAUUCCACCAUUGUUUAAGUCUCCAAGAAGAAUCUGAUGAGUCUCCAAGAGGCCAAAGAGACAGAAAAAAGGGGAUAACUUAACACUAAUGGACAGCGUGUGAAUUUGUGUUUCCUUUUCAUGUCAUGCUUGAUACACUAUGACUGACAAUACUGUUUCAAAAUGCAGUAGCAGGAAUUCUUUGUAAAGUAGAGGAUGAAUAUGUAGCAGCUUUUGCAUCAGUAGACUAAUUGUUUUGAGAGAGUCGGACCAGGGAGAAAUGACACCUGUAUAGUGUGUGCGUGUGUGUCUGUGUGUGUGUGUGUGUGUGUGUGUGUGUGUGUGUGUGUGUGUGUGUCAAUCAGCAGAUGUUAAUGAGGGCUGUGUUAAGUGAGGGGACCUGAGAGGCAGCACUUAAUGCAACUUGAAACAACCCUGCGUGCCUAGCCUUUACGUCUGGAUCUGUGUGUGUGUGUGUGUCACAGAGGAGAUAUUGCAACCUACCACAAAGCAGAUAUGGCCAAAUGCUUAGAGCCCUAAUUUUAGGGAUAAUAAAAUAUAUACACCACCAUAGCCAGCAGUCAUUCUUAAAAUAUGUAGUAACUGCCAUCAUUAAAACAUACCUUUCAUACUGCCAAACCAGUUUAAUUAAUCAUGGCUGCUGUAGAAAGAAAGCCUGGUUGCAGUAGAGCCAUAUGGGCUGUAGGAUCACACCAUACAGAUUAUUAUCUAAGGCUUAUCUGACAGAGGGUCUAGGAGAUAAGAAAUUAUUGCUCAGGGAUAACCGAGUGGCAAAGCUCCCAACCUCUGCACACCAGACUGCCCUCUGUGUUUUACAUGUUAUAAAAUGAACAGUUUGAUAGAUUUUGGCCAACUCUUACUUCGUCCUGCAGUCUGUUUUCUACGGUGUUUCUCCCACACAUCAACACUAAGCAUUUUCUCUUUAUGUCUCCCCAAUUAAAUUAUCAUGGGUGGGUGGUUGACUAAUUCCUUUAUGUUUACACAUGAAGGACACACACAUAGAUGCAUUCCCUAUUAGCCAUGAUGUGCUAAAUGCUGUGCCAUGUUGUGAAAGGACAUAUAACCUUUACUUCAAAUUUCUAUCACUGCUGAAACAGACAAAAUUCCUGUUUUGCUGACUUCUAUCCUCAUUUAUUGUGAAAUUGUUUUUGUCAAUGGUUGCUAAUCUGGUGGAUGACAAACUGACUAAAUGUACUAAUGUUGCACCACUCUGCUUGGGACUCUACUGUGUCUAUCUGUAUGUGUAUAACGCAACAAAGCAGAUUACAGUGUUUAAAGAAUGUUUGCCUAAGUAUGUUUCAUGUGCAAAUUGUUUAAAGUUAUACACUUAAACACAUUGGUGUCUGAAGUCACAGUUUGAACAGCAGGUGGAAAUAUAAAAGUUGCCACCUGUAUCUGGAAAGGAUCAAUCUGAAAACCCUUUGUAUUGGUGGUGAGGAGGCCAUUCCCUUAAUUGCCAACUGAACAUAUACCCUCACUGGCAACUUCAUUAGGUACACCUGUGUGAUCUAAUUCAAUCUAAUACAAUAGCUCUGCCUAAAUUACAUUUUAAAGAAUCUUAUGCAUGUUCAGUUUUUGUUGACAUUAUCGGAAAGGUGAUAAUUCACCUCAGUGUUCAUUAUUGAGGUCAUAGUGAAUGGUGCGGGUGUACUGGAGUACAGUAUAUUGAAUGGUGUUUCUAAUAUUUUGUCUACCCUAUUAACUAACAUAAAUGACAUAACAUAAUGGGAUGGAUGUUAAUGUUUCAUAACAUUGAGGUUAAUUAUCACCUUUCUGAUAAUGUCAACAAAAACUGAAAAUGUAUAAACUUCUUUAAAGUAGAAUUUAUGGCAGAGCUGAUGUAAUGGAUUUAAUUAUAUUGCGCAGGUGUACCUAAUGAAGUGGUCAGUGAGUGCAUAGCCUAUUUAAAAGGGUCUGUGUUUAUGUGGCAUCAUGUUGACAUAUAGCUAUAGAAUCAGAAUGAACUCAGUGGAUGGACACCAGCACUUUGGACUAACACUUGCGCAACAGUUUGGAAAACUGUAAAAGGAUGUUGGACACAAAAACAGAUAACAGAGACAGGAGUGGGAGAAAAAAAAUGUGUAUGUUAAAAGGCAGACUUACAGUUUAGCGACAUGAAAAAAGUUAGAAGUUAAGCCAGACAAAUCAAAUGUAAAAACAAAACCAACUAACAAACAAAAAAACAGGCAAUGUGCCACCAGAGCAAGACUGGGAACAUAUGGAAACAAAGACAAGCAGAGGGUAUAUGUAUGAAUAGUCCACCAUACAUUUGGGGGCUAAGUAAGGUGGAGUAGGAAACACUGCAGUGGUACUUAUUGGACAGGUGAGAAAUGGGGGACCAGAAGUUGAUGACAAAUGCGAAAAGACCAAACAGAGCAAGUAGAGGCAGAAAAAGAGGAUAGCGCAGAAAAAUUAUUCAUAUAACUGUGUUAUAGUGGAAUCAUUUUUAAAGUUGCUCUAAUCACUUUUUUAAAAUCAACAAUGGAUGAAAUGACAAUGCAUAAUGUAAAAUGCCUUUUAAUAAAGUGACAAACUGGGAGUAAGCAGUUCGCCUCACCUCUGUGGAACUUUUCAGCUCACUGUUUUGGUUUUCUGGCAAGCAUCUUUAAUGUUUAGGUUUAGUGUCUCUGCUUGCGUUAUUCUGUCCAACAGCACAGCACAGCUGUAUUCAGAAAACAAAAUCUGAUAAACCUACUGCACGCCAACUGCCAAGUACCAAAAAACGCAGAAAAAGCUAGCAACUAGAUGGUGUGACGACCCUCUCUAUGCCAGACUCUCCCUGCAUGAGCCUGGUAGGUAGAGUUUGGUUGUCAGAGAGAUUCAGCUCACAUGGACUGACUGGCUUUUAUAUCAGCUGAUGGCAGUCAGCCAUUUGCUUGCUUUCCUGUGGCUUGUUUUGGUUGUGUUUGGUUUCAUUUCCCUUUUGGUCUUGUAAAAUAAACCUAUUUUUAGUUAAAACUCAUGUGUGGCCUCCCCUUG
Messenger RNA from Scomber scombrus (Atlantic mackerel), 3664 nucleotides. It is a transcript of the gene sh3bgrl2, whose product is annotated as SH3 domain binding glutamate-rich protein like 2. The transcript has 4 exons. The coding region runs from base 192 to 518 and encodes 108 amino acids. The record is from RefSeq and is a predicted model, not a curated record. Gene Ontology annotation, cellular component: cytoplasm. Lineage: Eukaryota; Metazoa; Chordata; Actinopteri; Scombriformes; Scombridae.